This is a messenger RNA of Cetraspora pellucida, 735 nucleotides long. The record is from the annotation of a GenBank genome assembly. NCBI's taxonomy places the organism in Eukaryota, Fungi, Glomeromycota, Glomeromycetes, Diversisporales, Gigasporaceae.
AUGAAACAACUUAAGAAAGAUGAAAUAGUAUUACAUCACUAUGAUUAUUUGAAUGAUAAUGAAUUAAAGCUUAUAUUUCAAUAUAAAGAUAUUACAAGUAAUACAUCUAAAGUUGAAAUUAAUAUUGAAGGGUGUAAUAUUGUGAACCAUUCUGGAUGGUCCAUUCCAAUUACUUUUCUUUUUCAAAAAGGUGUUUCAAUUAAUAUAAUGAUGUUUAUCACUAGGCACAAGAGCGAAUCAUCUUAUCGAAUUUAUGCAAAACCUUUUAAUCAACAAAGAGAAAAUGCUAUCUCACUAUUAAUUAAUAGUGUUGAAAAACCAGUGGUUUAUGAAGAUUUACAAGAAAUUUCUGAUAAAGCUAACACAUCAAAUGAUGAUUUACAGAAAGUUAUACAACCAAGGGUCAGUGAUAAUAAUUCACAAAAAACUUUGGUUAAUAAUAAUGAACCAACAACUUUAAAUAAGAAUGUGAAGGUCAUAAAACUAUUUUGUCAACCACUCUGCAUUAAUUCAAAUAUAAAUCUUUCAGUACAUGCUAAUACUUUAAAAAAAACUUCACUUGUUGGACCACAAAGUCUUGCACAUACUAAUGCUUCAAAAAAAAAGUUGUCACAUACUGAAUUAUUAGCUUUUAAUGAUAGUAAUGAGGAAGAUAAUGUUCAUGCUACUACUUACAUAAAAAUUAUUAUAAUAUUACAGCAGAACAUAUCAAUAUUCAUUAGAAUUAAUAAAUAA